Tripterygium wilfordii is the source of this 1179-nucleotide messenger RNA. Its product is annotated as homeobox protein SHOOT MERISTEMLESS-like. NCBI's taxonomy places the organism in Eukaryota, Viridiplantae, Streptophyta, Magnoliopsida, Celastrales, Celastraceae. Gene Ontology annotation, cellular component: nucleus. Bases 80 to 1039 code for a protein of 319 amino acids. Gene Ontology annotation, biological process: regulation of DNA-templated transcription. The record is from RefSeq and is a predicted model, not a curated record. Gene Ontology annotation, molecular function: DNA-binding transcription factor activity, RNA polymerase II-specific; DNA binding. The transcript has 4 exons.
AGGAUGAGAGAGAAGAUAGUGUAAGAGAGAGAGAGAGAGGAAUACUGGAGUUGGAGGAGGAGGAGGGCUAUCUCCAUUCAUGAUGAUUCCUCUCGUGACUACUUCACAUCAUAGCAAUCAUCAUCAACAACAGCAACAGCAUCAACAUCAACAAUAUCCAGACUCAAAUACCCUAUUCUUCCCUCUCCCUUUCACCAACAAUAAUCAACAGAUCAGUUACUUCAUGGAGAACAACGACAUCAUCAACAGUGACACUGAUUCUUCUGUGAAGGCUAAGAUUAUGGCUCAUCCCCACUACCACCGCCUCUUGAACGCAUAUAUCAAUUGUCAAAAGGUUGGAGCACCACCUGAAGUAGUGGCAAGAUUGGAAGAGGCAUGUGCAUCUGCGGCGGCAAUAGAUCCGGCGGUUAUGGGAUGUAUCGGUGAAGAUCCGGCUCUUGAUCAGUUCAUGGAGGCAUAUUGUGAGAUGCUGACCAAGUAUGAGCAAGAACUCACUAAACCCUUCAUGGAAGCCAUGCUUUUCCUUCAAAGCGUUGAGUGCCAAUUUAAAGGUCUCUCAGUUUCCUCUUCUACUUCUGGCGCUGCUUCUGGGGAAGCUCUUGAGAGGAAUGGAACUUCCGAAGAAGAGGUCGAUGUGAACAACAGCUUCACAGAUGCCCAAGCAGACGAUCAUGAACUGAAAGGCCAGCUUUUGCGGAGGUACAGUGGAUAUUUAGGCAGUCUAAAGCAGGAGUUUACGAAGAAAAGGAAGAAAGGGAAGCUGCCCAAAGAAGCCAGGCAACAAUUGCUGGAUUGGUGGAGCAGACAUGACAGAUGGCCGUAUCCAUCCGAGUCACAGAAGCUAGUCCUAGCGGAGUCGACGGGUCUGGAUCAGAAGCAAAUAAACAACUGGUUUAUUAACCAAAGGAAACGUCACUGGAAGCCUUCGGAGGAUAUGCAGUAUAUGGUGAUGGAUGCAACCCAUCCUUACUAUAAUUACAUGGACAAUGUUUUAGGCAACCCAUUUUCCAUGGACUUCUCUGCUUCCUCUCUACUUUGAACAUCAAUGUUUGUACUUCCUAUAUAAAGUAUGUAUGCUACUCUGCCUUUGUAGAUCUCCGUAUGUAUUAUUUGACGACUGUGUCUGUGUGGGAUGUUGUCAUUUAUAUUCAAUUGUACCCAAUGUCGAGGCUAUGUCUA